AUGUCAGACGUCGAACCUCUUACCCCAAUCGAGGGAGUACAUCCACGUAUUUCUCUUACACAGAGUUCUUUGCCGAGGGAUUCGGUCAUUACCUACAGUUCUGAUGUUUUAAGCAGCAGUGCUGCAGAAACAGAAACUCGAACAAACACAUUUUCGAGCAAGCCAAAAUCAGAAAGCUCUCCACGCUUCUAUCGCCAGAAGCGUUUCUGGACUAUAUGCGUUGCUGUUACUAUAGUGCUCUUGGCCAUAUUUAUUCCUUUAUUUAUCCUCGUCAUUUUUCCCGCAAUCGCUCAAUCUGCCAUUGAUAGUUCUUCAUUAAGUCUUAAUCAUAUAAAUCUCACUGAUAUUAAAGAAGGUAGUGUGACAAUAGCUUCUAGUGGUAGUAUUUCCAAUGCUGGUCCUUUUUCGUCCACAAUAUCUUUCGAUGGACCUGUAUCCAUGGUUUAUAAUGAUCAAGAAAUGGGUCAAGUUAAUUUUGACACUAUCUCAACUAAUGGUGGUUCUGCAGAAAUUAUAUUAGAUGCAAGAGAAUUGACAAUCACGAACAAAGAUGUUUUUGGCAAUUUUUCACUGGAUUCCUUCACACAGGAUAAUAUAAAAAUGACUUUAAGAGGGUCUGCUCGUGUAAAAUCUGUUGGUAUAACAAGAGGCGGUUUAAAUUUAAAUAAGGAAGUCACACUGAAAGGUGCUAACGAUUUUCCUAGUGUCAAUAUAAUAUCAUUAAAUAUUGAACAGGAUCCUCAGAAUCCUCAACUCGUAAAAUUAGAACACGUUGCUCAAUUAUAUAAUCCAUCUAUUUUUUAUAUAAAUAUGGGCCAAUAUGGCGCAGAAGUUACUUAUAAUAAUUCUCCCAUUGCAAAUAUGGUGGUUGCGAAUUUCAUAUUAGAGCCUGGUAUGAACAAUAUUUCUAUGACUGGUUAUGCAAUUAAGCCAAAUUCUGUUCAGGAUCUUGGUAAUUUAGGUAGAGUUAUGCAAGCAUAUGUGGCAAAUAGUCCAAUAACAACACAAGCGAAAGGUACAUUUGCAUAUCCAGAUAAUGUAAAUUCUGUAUCAUGGCUUACAUCAGUAGUUACUAGCCUGACAUUGAACGCUGUCAUCGGUAAUAGCACUACUGGACCUCAAGUAAUUACAGGCUUAGAUCUUGGUCAACCUAGUGUAAAUUUUGAUGGACAAUCAAGUUAUGCGCCUUUAUUCUCUGCUAACAAUGUUACUGCCACUUAUAAAUUGCCGUUUAAUAUCAAUUCAAGAAUAUUGCAAGUUUCACAAGACAUUACGCUCCUCACUCAAGAUAAUCAACCAUUUGCUAAUCUUACUACCAGCUUCAGUAAUGUAACUUUUGAUAAUGGUACUGCAAUCAUGAAUAAUAUUUCACCAAAUCCACUCUAUGUGGUUUCUGAUAACUAUAAUCAAUAUCAAGAAUUUUUGUCAACUUUAACAAAAUCUGACCAGGGAACACUGAAUAUAAUGGGUCACGCUAAUAUUGUGGCUAGUACAGUUUUGGGUGAUAUUCCAAUUAAUGGGAUUCCAUUCAACCUUUCUACUUCAUUACAAGGCUUCUCUAAUUUUUCAAAGGUCGCCCCUACUAUUAACCAUGUAACAAUUAUUGAUGCUACUUCAAACUAUAUGCUUCUUGGAAUUGAUGCCACUCUUUACAACCCUUCAAGUAUGUCUAUUUCACUUGGUAAUACAAGCUUUAAGGUCGUCUACGACAAUACAGAAAUUGGUUUAGCUUAUGCAAAUAUGUCACUUGGACCUGGCCCUAACAAUGUUAGUCUCCAAUCAACCGUGGAUCCAAACAGUUCCCCCCAAGCUUUUCAACUUGUAUCAAACUUCAUGAACAACAUCAGUUCGAACGUUACUGUCUUAGGUUAUGAUGGUUCAAGUGGUUUUGAGAGUUUGAAACUUGCAUUUGAAGGUUUAACCAUGAAUACAAGCUUACCACCUUUGAAAACUCCGUUGGUUAAGAAAUCAACCUUGCAUAUUCAAGACACUACAACAAGUGAUCAUAUAGCAACAGGAAUUGUGGAUAUGGCGAAUCCUUUCGAUGCUGGAUUCAAUAUUCAAUCACUUGAAUCAACCAUUACUGCUGAUGAUUUACAGCUUGCAACAGUCUCUCAAUCAAAACUUGAUAUUAAUAUUCCUGGAAAUAAAACCAUUACUACCAAUUUGCCAAUAUCACUUACCCUUGAUCCUGUUGUACUUUUUGGUCUUUUACGUCAAGAAGCCAAAACAAAAAAUAUGAAUACCGAAGCAAUUGAUGCCUUGAUAUCUAUAGGUAACAUUCAAGUACCAGGGGUACCUCAAAUAGAUAUUAGUAAAAUUAAUCCGCGCAUUUUCGAUAAUUUUGAUGUUGUUCAGUUCUCUAAAUCUGCUAUGAGUAAUAUGAACACAACCAUGAACAUUUCAGCUACUGUCGAAAUUAUUGGUAAAUCUGGUAGUUACCAAUUAAAUUCUCCGUUGCCUAUGACUCAAAUCGUUACCAGCAACACAGAUGAUAGUCUUGAAAUAAUGAUUAAAUUCCUUUCUAUACCAAUUGCUACACAACUAGUAGCUGCAUCAAAUACUGAUUUCACUAGUAUUCAAAUUCAAGACCCGAGCGAAACAGAAUUUACUGCUAUAAUGAGUGGAUCAAUUGUUGCUUCUUUGGCACUUAAUGCUCGUAUUGCUACUCCAAAUGGUCUUUCUAUAGUCUUUAACGAUAAAACCAUUGGUGAUGUUAACCUCCCACCCAUCUCCAUUGACCGAGGAACUGCGAAACUUGAUAAUGUAAAAUCCAAAUUUACAAUUAAUGACAAAGAUGCUUUAGCAGACUUCACUCGACAAUUCUUACAAGUAGAUACCAUCACAUGGACAAUUACUUCACCAAAUAUAACUGUUACUGCAUUUAAACUCGAAUUAACUGGUGUUCAAUUUAAUCAAAAAAUUCAAUUAAAUGGUGCUAAUGGAUUCAAAAAUGCUGUUAAAAUUAACAAUUUUCAACUUCCGGGAGAUGCUCCUGAAGGUGGAAUUUCAACUACCAUUGAUUCUACAAUUUCAAAUUCUGGUACAAUUGGUAUGAAAUUGGGUACCGUUUCCUUUGAUGUCUUCUCUGGUGAAACCAAGAUUGGUGAAGUUUCUGCUGAUGGUUUUGUCCUUAAACCAAAGGGUGUUUCAACUCUUAAAUUAAAUGGUCGUUUAAUUCCUCAAUCUGGUGUUGGUUUGCAAGUUAUUGAAAAGAUGUUCAACGACUUUCUUGCAGAGAAGGAAAUUCCUGUUUCAACAAAGGGGACAGGUAUCAACCCUCCAAUCAGUUGGGUAGAUUCUGCAUUUAAAUCACUUCUAAUAGACACAGUUGUUCCAGUUCAAAAAAUUCCACCUCUUCUUCCCGGUAUAAAUUUAAAUGAAAUGAGUCUAACUUUUACACCAGACACUGCAUAUGAUCCUGACUCUUCUUCAAAAAAAAUCACGGCUGACGUAAGGAUGCCUUUCGGGUUCACAUUAACCAUUAAACAAGUUUCACAAGAAGUUGAUAUAGUUAAUGAUGGCGUACAUAUAGCCAAGCUUACCCUUCCUGAAACACCUACAUUUUCAAAGAUUGAAAAUCAUAAAGGAACUGUCGUUAUUUCAUAUGAACAUAUCCCGUUAAAAGUAUUUGAUGAUGCACACGACAAUUUUGAUUCAUUUGUUAAAGAUUUAACCAUUAAGGAUUCAGUAAAGUUUGGUUUUAAUGGAGCUACAGAUGCUUUCAUUUCAACACCUGUUGGAGAUAUAACAAUUAAUAAUAUUCCUGUGAAUGUCAUUAGCACAUUGCCUGGAUUUCAAGGUUUUAACACGAAAUCUAUACCAGUUAAUAGUAUAGAUGUCACAAAUAGUACUUCAGAUUCUCUUACUAUACCAAUUACUACUGCUAUAUUUAAUCCAACCAACAAUACGAUCAGUGUUGGUGAUGUGAAUUUUGACUUUCUCUUUGAGAACCAAAUACUAGGAACCGCUUUGAUUUCAGGAUUAACUAUUAUUCCAGGAGAUAAUCCAAUCAGUUCUAUUGUCACAUUCAAACCAACAACAAAAGCUGCUAAAAUAGCAGGUUUAAAAAUGUUUUCUAAUUUUAUAUCAAAUGUAUCACAAACAACCGUCAUUUCUGGUUCAGAAAAAUCAACAACAGUAGAAAGUUUGAAAGAUGCAUUUUCAGCAAUAAGCAUGUCAAAAGUAUUACCGCCUUUAUCCAAACCAUUAAUGGGUCCUUUGUUCCUUCACAUUGAGAAUACCACACUGACAAAUAAAGUUGCUAGCGGUAGUUUCUUAAUGAACAAUCAAUUUACAUCUGACAUUUCUAUGACGACUAUUAUCAACGGUACAGUUACGUUUCAUGGUCUCAACCUUGGAUUGAUUAAUGUCAAUUCUCCAAUCCCAAUUACCUUUAAAGGAAAGUCUGUUACAAAAUCACCAGAGAUCCCCACAGUUCUUAAUCUCGACCCGAAAACUCUUGUUACCAUAAUUAAACUUGCAGCUAAGGAUGCAGGUAUUGAUAUUAGUCCUAUGAAAGUUGAUUUAUCUGUACAAGAAGCGGAUACAAGUAUUGGUGACUUUGCAGCCCCAUUAACAAUUACCCAAAAAAAUGUGGAUGUAUCAUUUGACGAAUCUGCCCUUUUAUUAAUGGGUGUAGUUGCCGGUCCAGUUGCUCAAAAAAUUAUUGACAAUAGUGAAAUUACAAUGCAUUCUUCAUUUGUCACUGCGGAACAGCCUGCUAAAUUUAAUACUCACACGGUUGGUGAGAUCUCAAAUAUUGGAAAACUUAGAAGCAUUAUAAACUAUCCGAGUGGUUUGACCCUCACGUAUAAUAAACAAAAACUUGGUGUUCUGGAUUUCCCACCUUUAACUACCGAUGGUGAACACACUAGUUUGAUCAUGACUACUGAUACUGCAUUCAAGAUUAACGAUAUUCCGGGCUUUGUAAAGUUUUCUGGAGAUCUCUUAAGCAGUAAGAAACUUACAUUUACAAUUAGCGCUGAUGAUCUAGAAGUGGUGUCGUUAGAUUUUAAUAACCAAACAGUAACAAACCUCACGAUGAGCAAGGAUCUCACUAUUAAUGGUUUCGAUGGUUUGCAGGACGUAAAAAUCGAUGGCCCCCCUGAUAUGUCUAAUCCAGACGCCAUUGUAAUAAAAGCUAAAAUGAAUAACCCUUCAGAUGUUGGUGUCGAUAUGGGAACAGUGAAAUUUAGCUUAACAGCAAUCACAAGUAACUUAAAUGAAAAAACGGGUUUUAUCGGACCAUUAGUUGUUAACAAUCUUACAAUGCUUCCUAACUCAACAACUGAAGUUACCUUUAUCCUUAGUCCAACUAAUUUUGAUAACCUUCUUGAAUUGGCAACUUGUGGAGGGCAAGCACUUAUUAAAGGCGUUUCAGUUGUACCGAGUACCAAAGUUGAUGUUCCAUGGCUGACUAUACCGAUUCAAAACUAUAAAACUCUCCAGCCUUUUCCACCACUUAUACAAAGUGCUAAUGAUGCAUUAAUGAAAAACUUACCAGCAGGAAUUGAUUUAAGUAAGCAUACCUGCUUCAAUAAUACAUCCACACCCACAACAAACCCGAAGGAAACGCCCACAACAAACCCGAAGGAAACGCCCACAACAAACCCGAAGGAAACGCCCACAAUAACACAGAAGGAAGGACCCAAGGGAACAAAUGCACCGAAAGUAUCACCCAAACCGAAGGAAGCGCCCAAGGAAACAAAAGUACCGAAAGAAUUACCUCCAACAAUACCGACGAAAGAAAGUUAA
Cetraspora pellucida is the source of this 5757-nucleotide messenger RNA. Lineage: Eukaryota; Fungi; Glomeromycota; Glomeromycetes; Diversisporales; Gigasporaceae. The record is from the annotation of a GenBank genome assembly.